This is a messenger RNA of Eublepharis macularius, 1227 nucleotides long. RefSeq names its product free fatty acid receptor 2-like. The coding region runs from base 202 to 1227 and encodes 341 amino acids. Lineage: Eukaryota; Metazoa; Chordata; Lepidosauria; Squamata; Eublepharidae. Gene Ontology annotation, molecular function: G protein-coupled receptor activity. Gene Ontology annotation, biological process: cellular response to fatty acid; G protein-coupled receptor signaling pathway. The transcript has 3 exons. The record is from RefSeq and is a predicted model, not a curated record. Gene Ontology annotation, cellular component: plasma membrane.
GCAGGACACUGCUGGGCUCGUCAGGGAUUCUCGCUCUCCUUCUUUGGGGGAGCAACUACCAGGACAAGAUGCUGCAAAGCUGAACUCGCAAGAGAGCCCAGCCCGAAGCAAGGAUUCGCACAGGAGUUUGUCCAGUCGCAGCCAACACUCGCUCCAUGACAGUACACUCAUUCUCUACAAGGACUCCUCGAAUCUAAAAGGAUGGAUCUGUUGCCGCACAACACUUUAGUCCUCACAGUCUACGUUUUCGCAUUCCUGACUGGCCUACCUUCCAAUCUCUUGGCUAUCUACACAUUUGUGCUGAAAGUACGGCAGAAGCCAGCCCCUAUAGAUAUCCUCUUGCUCAACUUGACCAUUUCCGAUAUUAUCCUCCUGCUCUUUCUGCCCUUCAAGAUGGUGGAAGCUGCAUCGGGCAUGACCUGGCCAUUGCCAGACUUCCUCUGCCCCCUCACCGGCUUCUGUUAUUACAGCAGCAUUUAUAUCAGCACCCUUUUCCUCACCGCUGUCAGCGUGGAGCGCUACUUGGGCGUGGCUUAUCCCAUCAAAUACAAACUGAACCGCAGGCCGGCCUAUGCAGUGGUCGCCAGUGUUGCCUUCUGGCUUCUGGCCUGUUCCCACUGCAGCAUCGUUUACAUCGUCCAAUACCAGGUGGUUGAUGCUAACGAGACCAUCCCGUCUCCUUCCAACGUCUCCAAAUGCUACGAGAAGUUUUCCCCCAGCCAGCUCCGCAUCCUCCUCCCCGUCCGGUUGGAACUCUGCAUCUCCCUCUUCUGCCUCCCGUUCCUCGUCACUCUGUUUUGUUACGUCAACUUGAUCCGCAUCCUGACUUCCUUGCCCAACAUACAAGCCCGCAGGAAACAACGGGCCGUGGGCCUGGCUGUGGCCACUUUGCUCAACUUCGCCAUCUGCUUUGCUCCGUACAACAUCUCCCACAUCGUGGGCUUCAUCCAGAACCAGAGUCCACCUUGGAGAGUGUACGCUUUGCUCCUGAGCACCCUCAAUGCCUCUUUGGACCCGGCUAUCUUCUACUUUUCCUCCACCGCCAUCCAACAGACUUUUGCGAGAUGUUUUGCUGGCAUGGGCCGCAAACUCCAGGUCUUUAUGCCACGGCGUUACUGGCUCUGCGUGGCCUGCUGUGACACCGAGGGAGAAAAUAACGGGAUUGAAAAAUCAUCCAUCUCUAACCUGGGGGAGCCAGCUACUGAAAGGAUUGGCAUGAAGAGGUAG